CCACUCUCUAAGGCACACAAAAAAAAGCUGCCAAAAAACUUAUAACUGCACAAAGACUCUCUCUCCGGCCAUGGAGGGGGGUGAAAAUGGCUGCAAACAUUUUGCUAAUAAAAAACAACGAUGAGGUUACAUCGGGCGCUCAUACAUUUGCGGAAAUUUAACGAAAAUUGUGCUGAAGCUACGAAAGGGGAUUUUUGUUUGCGUUUGCGGAGGGAUGAUGGAAAAAGUCGGUUCGGAUGUUGACGGAAGUGGUGCCGGAGACCUGAACCCUGGCCCCAAAGCUUCUCCCAAACGGCCGGGGGAUUGCGACUGUGAGGAUGCGGAUAACACGACCCAAACAGCCGCGGUGGCGGUGGUGGCGGCGGUGGCGGUGGUGGCGGCGGCCUGUGAGCAGCAGCUCAGCCAAAGGCGAGAGGGACCGAGUGCGCCACAGCCACAGCCACAGCCACAGCCACAGAGACCUGCGUCAAGUGAUGGGGUUCCCAUGGAAACGCGACACAACUCCCCCGACCCCUCGUCGGAAGUACCAGUCAUCAACCUGCACACGCAGAGAGCGGCUCUGCCUAUAAAUCAGACUGAUGGCAAAGACGCUUUCACUCAGUCAGUCCCCACCACCGAGCUGUCCAGACCUCCGCUGCCCCUCGCCCUGCACACUCAGCUGAGCGACAAUCGGAUGGUCCAGUUAACCGCAGCCCACCUCCCUCUCCCCGCCGCCAGAGCGAUGCUGUACAACAGCACUGCCCAGUACCAGACACUCUUGAACAGUGAUCCAGAACCCUUCAACAUGUUCCCCAACAUCAGGGUGAAGCGAAGGCCGACUCCCUACGAAAUGGAAAUCUCUAGUGGUCCGGUGUCGCAGCCCAAAGUGGUGAGAAGGAUCUUCACCAACAGCCGAGAGCGGUGGCGGCAGCAGAACGUGAACGGCGCCUUUGCGGAACUGCGCAAACUGAUCCCGACCCAUCCCCCCGACAAGAAGCUCAGCAAGAACGAGAUCCUGCGCCUGGCCAUGAAGUACAUCAACUUCCUCGCCAAACUGCUGAGCGACCAGGAGGAGCAGGACGGUGACCAGGGCGCCAGGGCUCCGCAGGGCCAGGGGGCGGGGGGGGCCGGCACCAGACUGGCCAGGGAGGACCUGCACACCGGGUCCCCGGACUCCAGCUGCGGCAGCUGUUUCGAUGGGACGGGAAGUCCUGGGAGUUUAAGCGAAGAGCAGGAACAGCUGGAGUCACGACACGACCACCAGCAUCACCGCCAUCAGCACCCCAUCCUUCCUCCAGAUGUGAAUGUGAAUGGCCAGCGGUGAUAGGACCACAG
Molecule: messenger RNA, 1314 nt
Organism: Callorhinchus milii (elephant shark)
Lineage: Eukaryota; Metazoa; Chordata; Chondrichthyes; Chimaeriformes; Callorhinchidae
Product: T-cell acute lymphocytic leukemia protein 1 homolog
Exons: 4
Coding region: 215-1303 (362 amino acids)
Biological process (GO): regulation of transcription by RNA polymerase II
Molecular function (GO): DNA-binding transcription factor activity, RNA polymerase II-specific; RNA polymerase II cis-regulatory region sequence-specific DNA binding; protein dimerization activity
Source: RefSeq, a predicted model, not a curated record